GCAACGCGGUUGCCGGGCAACGCGGAAGUUUUCAGGUGGAGAUUCCCUGAUACUUGAAUCAGCACAUGGGAAACAGGUGCGUGUCUGCUCGGUGUAUUUGAACCGGGCGUUGAACGUGGAUCCUGUCACUCAGAGAGAAACAACCGGGACUCUCCACCUCCUCCUCCUUCUUCUCCUUCACUCGAAGAAGCAACUCGCUGCGUUUUGAGAUGUUCGCCUUGUUUUGUAUCGUUGUUUUCGCUUCUUCCGGUCGCGUCCUCCCCGCCGCCGGACGACUCAUGCCCGGUCAGCCUCACGCGGUGCCGACGAACGGGACCAAGGUUUUGGCGGCGGCGCGGUUCGCCGUGUUCGAAUUCAACAGAGUCAACGCAGAGGAACAGUUUGAAAUCGUGAACAUCACAUCGGCCAAAAUUCAGGUGGUCGCGGGUAUAAACUACAUCCUGGAAGUGCAGCUGGGAAGCAGAACGUGCAGGAGAAACGGCACUCGGACCCUCUGGGAACCAUGUGAUCUGUCCUCCAAGAGACUUCAGUGCAAGUUUGUCGUCACAGAAAUCCCGUGGAAAGAUUCCCGUGAACUCACUACGAAGAAGUGUCGCUCGCCUGCAUGAUGCCUGAUGUCCUGAAGUGUUGCCAAGUAAACGGUUGUUAUCGA
Hippoglossus stenolepis (Pacific halibut) is the source of this 652-nucleotide messenger RNA. RefSeq names its product cystatin-F. Gene Ontology annotation, molecular function: cysteine-type endopeptidase inhibitor activity. The coding region runs from base 210 to 608 and encodes 132 amino acids. The transcript is spliced from 3 exons. Lineage: Eukaryota; Metazoa; Chordata; Actinopteri; Pleuronectiformes; Pleuronectidae. The record is from RefSeq and is a predicted model, not a curated record.